CGGCACGUCCGUCCAAGGAAACUCGUGACGAACAACGACAAAAACUGUGGCGUGCCCCGCUCCUCCUACAACUUGCCGACUUUGAUUUUGUUUGUCGACCACGUCUUUCACCCGAUCAUAUUUAUUUUCUUUCGCAUGCGUUAUUUGCUCUGCCCGGACCUUGACGCAGCCCCGAAAGAGCAUCUGCGCUCUCUCGACCACAAGGUUGCCUUCUCGAACGACGAACAUCUCACCCCCGACUUGGAGAUCGUGCGGUUCUACGCCAGCUCUGCUUUCGAGAUAGGCCAGAGCCACGAACUCUUAUUGGGCCUCCACGUCAAAUCAACACGUGCCGUUGGAAACACGUUCGAUGUCUUCAUACUUUUGGUGAAAGGAUUGUGGCCGAUCAGCGGCAGCACCAACCAGCCCUGCGGCGGGACUUCCUCGCCAAACAUGGGCUUUUCGGCUCGGGUUGGGGGCUUCAAGCCACAUGACAAAAUCACGCCGGCAUCCAACCCAACCGCGACGAGCAGUCUUCCAAGCCAAGCCCAAGAGCGAACUAGGCCAUCGUCCACAAACGACACAACAUAUAACAAUGCUUCAUUUGUAUUGAAAUCCGAAGGCAGCCAGGCGAGCGCCACAGAGCUCGACUGCGACAGCUUGCCUGGGGGUGGAGGAAAUCGUCGUUCGUCACAAAAGCACGACAAGAAUGUCGCCGAAUAUCGUAAUACUGUGAAACAGGCAGGAUUCAAGUCUGGUAACGGACGGAAUCGCAGACCAGCGAGACCAGUAGGAGAGCUUAUGGGCAAUAUCAAGCGGAAAAGCCAUCUUAUAUCCCAGGGCCAGACUGUCAAAGAAUUGGCACAUGAUCGGAUAAACGAUGACGACGAGCUGGCCGGGGACGACAGCGAUAUCUGCCAGUAUCGACGCAAGCGCAACUCGGCUCCAGUGGAUCUUACUAAGGAUGACUCGCCUAAGCGAAACAAAUCACAGAACAACCCGAUUCGACCAAUGAUCCUCGACUUUUCUAUUACCAUUUCUGAUGAAGCUCAGAGCAAACGAGUAAGGAACGAUGAGGAGGACGAGUUGAAUGAUCAAAAGUCGCAAAGACCAAGCAAAAAGGCUCGGGUACAACAAAAGAACCCCACCACUCAUCCGAGGCAAGAUGUCGUUUCCAGGGCUGAUAUCAAGCCGACCAAGUUCAGCUCAUCCCGUGCUGUCGAUAAGAAGCUGCCUUCACUCAGUCCUCUUAAUCUAAUGCAAGCGUUCCGUGGACCACAUUAUUUUUGCUCAGAUAGACAGAUCCUCAAGUUGGAGACCGGUGCCUCGGGACCCGUAUUCAAUGCCUACCAACAAGAUGGUACGGAACAGUCAACCCAUUCCGACUGGCUAGCAGUCAUCGUCGCGCAGCUUCACAAGGUCCUUUGGAACACCCGCAGUUCUCAAAUUGCUUUGGAACUCCGGGGAGGGACUAGUUCUGGCGGGAAAGCACUGGCUCCAAGGCUUUUUCUUGAGUUCUCAAGCUAUGCUGACAUCGAAAGGCUCUUGGGCUGGUUAAGGGAGCAAAAAGGGAGCAAAACCGAUGUCAAGUUCGAGGAGAGCGAUCUAGAUUCUCUCAAGAAGAUAUUCGACCACCAGCGUCAUGAAAUCAAAGCCGCAAAGGACCAGAAGAUGCAACGGAAGCCCACUGAUGCAGAAGAUGUUCAGCUGCUAGAACACAACCAAAAGCUACGCAGGGUUGCGAAUGGGGAGGAAUCUAGGGGUCAAACCGAUCGUCUACCACAAGCCCAUCGUCGACCAAAACUGAUAGAUGGGCUCAUAGCCCAGAAAAAGCCGGAUGUGAUCGAAUCAGAAAACGAAAAGCGCUCAAAAGGGACCGCUGCGCAACCAAAUCAGAGGUCCCUUCGAUCAAGGCAAACUUCCAAGAACACUUUUGACCUGACCCAGAGCUUUGAACCCACUUCCCGAAGUCCAUCACCAAAACCAAAACCCAAGUUGUGGACUCAGGAGAAUCCUGGCUGGGACAAGGAGUGGCGUGUCGACUUGUCCCAAUUUCGGACAACGAUUCACAAGGGCGACAUCGGGCGUCUUGAGGAAGGCGAGCUGCUGAACGACAGCAUCAUUAGUUUUUAUCUGCAGUAUCUGCACGAAGCCGUGCGGAACAAGGAUGCUGAAAUAGCCAAGCGUUUUUACUUCCAAAGCUCUUUCUUUUGGGACCGACUUAAAUCGACACCUAACAAGAAAGGUAUCAAUUAUGAAAAAGUCAAAAGCUGGACUAACAGGGUGGAUCUGUUCUCCUACGACUAUAUAGUCGUGCCUGUGAAUGAGAAUUCCCACUGGUACGUGGCAGUUAUCUGUAACCCUGGAAAGUUACUGCCGACGGACGAGAAAUGUCAGGACGCAUCUCCGCUUAAUGAUCAUCAACGCGAGCCUCGCGCUUCUGCAGACGUGGCUGGCGUUUCCGAAUCAGGUCACAUCGCGCAAGAGGUGUCUGGCAGUUCGCCUGAGGUGGUGCCAGUCAAGGCAUCUUCCCACUUGUCCCCUGGGACCGAUAUGUCCAACAAUCUAGGACGGUUGUCGCUAGGAAAACCACUCCAGAGCACAUUAGACGGCACGAUAGCAAUCUCGAUCGAUGAUGACGAAGAGGGGGGCCCGUCAUCCACUCUACAGGUAUCUGCGCCAAGGGAUGCCGAGGAUGAUGACAUCUGCCUGAUUACGAGCGACUUGGAGCCUCAGCGCAAGCCCAACAAAACAAUUGGCAAAAGUUCCGAUGUCAAGGACAGAGACACAGUUAACGGAUCUCUCAAGAGCAAGGACUCUCCCAUAAUCACUGGGAAAGACCCGUGCAUCAUCACGUUCGAUUCGUUGGGAAGUUCCCACUCUCCAGUCUGUACGGCACUGAAAAAGUACUUGGAGCACGAAGCCAAGCACAGGAAGGGUCUGGAAAUAGAGAUGCCCAACAUGGGCCGGACUGCCAAGAACAUCCCACUCCAAGACAACUACUGGGAUUGUGGCGUGUUCCUGAUGUCUUAUGUUGAGGCACUGAUGCGGGACCCUGAAGCUUUCAUUCGAAAGGUUCUACCAAGAAAGGCUGGAGCCGCCGAUGAGGGAUUGGCUUGCACUGUAGAUGCAGCGGCAAUGCGGAAGUUGAUACGAACCACCAUACUGAAGCAGCAAAUUAUUUAUCAGAAGAAAGUGGAGGACGAGGCCGAAGCCAAGAGACUGCGAAAGCUGCGAAAGGCACAGGGAUCUGCGUCGGCAGGGAUUAGCAGUCCACCUGCGCCUCCUUUAUCAUCUCAGGUAACAACACCAAGCAGUCCGGCGCCUAUGCCUUCCUCGCUCCCGAGGCAGAGCGAGAAGCCUUUGCCGUCGAUAGAGAGCCCAUCAGCAUCAUCGAGGGUGGAUGAGUCUUCUGCGAGAUAGCAACUCCCAGAUAAGACCGUCGCGUCCGAGGUGAUGCCACGUACCAAGCCUAGACGUGACAGCACACCUUUCAUGGAUCUGAUACCAGACAGCUCAUCUUCGUCUCAGGCAUUCUAUGAGGCUAUGCAGACAGCUACCUCCGGGCUUCCUCAGCGUUCGCCCAGUCAAAGCAGCUCGCAGCCAUUACCAACACUAGUCGCUUCACCUUCCACGCAUCGCCUAGGAGGGUUCAGGUCACUG
This is a messenger RNA of Pyricularia grisea, 3642 nucleotides long. RefSeq lists its product as uncharacterized. Gene Ontology annotation, biological process: protein desumoylation. The annotation marks the transcript as partial. Lineage: Eukaryota; Fungi; Ascomycota; Sordariomycetes; Magnaporthales; Pyriculariaceae. The record is from RefSeq and is a predicted model, not a curated record. Gene Ontology annotation, molecular function: SUMO-specific endopeptidase activity. The transcript has 4 exons. Gene Ontology annotation, cellular component: nucleus; cytoplasm.